This is a messenger RNA of Sander lucioperca (pikeperch), 4127 nucleotides long. RefSeq names its product BUB1 mitotic checkpoint serine/threonine kinase (gene bub1). Gene Ontology annotation, molecular function: ATP binding; protein kinase activity. Gene Ontology annotation, biological process: protein phosphorylation; mitotic spindle assembly checkpoint signaling; meiotic sister chromatid cohesion, centromeric. The record is from RefSeq and is a predicted model, not a curated record. The coding region runs from base 202 to 3963 and encodes 1253 amino acids. NCBI's taxonomy places the organism in Eukaryota, Metazoa, Chordata, Actinopteri, Perciformes, Percidae. The transcript has 24 exons.
UGGAACGCUCGCGUUGCUAUUGGCUGAGCGCGAAAUUUCAAACGUAGGAACAGCAGCAGCGCGUCAGAGAGAAGAAAAACAAACUUAACGAUGCAAGUUAUCGAGAGCAAUUGAUUUAUAAAUCAAUCAGUCUGAUAGAUUGGUCGGAAGCGACCACCAAUUGAGAUUUUAAAGUACUUUUUUUUUUAAACUGAAUGCAAAAUGGAUAUCUCUACAUAUUUACAGCGCUUCAAAGACAGUCUGAGCACGUAUACGGGAGACGACCCAUUGGAGCGAUGGGACAGCUUUGUGGAGUAUCUGGAGCAAAGAUUUCCUGCAGGCGGCUGCGGCGAGAUGUCGCUGGUGUUUGACAGUCUCGUGGAGACGUUUCUGAACGUUGAGCGCUACGCAAAUGACAUCAGAUAUGUGAACUACUGCAUCAAAUGUGCGAGUUAUUAUUCGGACCCCAGCGAGCUGUACCGGUACGUCUACAGUAAGGGCGUCGGCACCAGGACCGCUGCCCUCUACGUGGCCUGGUCACAGCAGUUUGAACAGAGGGGAAUGAUCGAACAGGCCGACGCCGUGUACCAGAAAGCCACGGAGAACCAGGCACAGCCAGCCGACACGGUCCUCAACGAAUACAGGCAGUUUCAAAGAAGAACAGGAAGCCAGGCUCCAGUAUCAGCAGGGAGUCGAAACCCUUUGCAAAACUCCAACUUAACCAAUCAGAUGUCCUCCCUUGCAGAGCCUGGAGCUCCAAACAAGGCCUCUGCGGAUUGUCUACCCAAGCCACCUGCACAGAUAAUAAUAGUGUCUCGCUCUGAGACGUCGGGGACGAUCCCCUCCGGCCAAGGCACCAGCGUUCGGACGGUGUCGGCGUACACGCAGGAAGCACUUGUUUGCGAAGGAUCCGAAUUAAGCUUUGAGGAGGUGCGGGCAGAAAAUCACCUGCGUAAGAUCCGGGAGAAGAAGGAAAAGGAGCGGAGAGAAAUGGUAGAGAAGAUGAUGAGGGAGGAGGAAGAGAAGAUCCUGAAGAAGACGUGUGUUCUGGAGGAAGUGAACCUAGAGGUAUUUGGAGCUUUUAGCAGCCGGCCUUCAUCACAGAGGCCGCAGCUGUCUGCAGCAGAAACGGCCACCAGUCUGAACCCCAAUCCUACCCAGCAGCCCUUUGGCCGUCCUCGACCCUCAAACCGUCUGAGCAGCAGGCGCUCUCUCGGCUUGAGAUUACACACCGAGCCGACCUUCAUCCACGAGGCCGCCGCCGCCGCUGACCCGCCUCGGCAGCAGCACAGCACCGCGGCUGCUGACGGGAGCGUUCACUUACCGCCUCCGCCGUCUGUCGCCCCGGCGUGGACGGUUCCGCCCCGGUCAGCUCAGCUGCCCGUCUUCGAGCAGACAGACCCGUCGCUCCACGGACCCGACACAGUGUGCCGUCCUCCAUCGGUCCUGGCUGACAGGAGCGUUCACUUACCGCCUCCGGCGUCCGCGGACCCGACAUCUGUCCCCGGAAAUGCUGACGCUCUCCGCCGGGAUGAUCGGGUUCAGCCCAGCAGCUCGCACAACUGUCGCCCCCAGGAGCACCUCGCCACGCAGCGUGAUGUCAGUCGACCUCCAGAGCUCGAGGACAAAUUCAAUCUGUCCCAGGGAAGCACAGCCAACCUGUCUCACAUCACUCCCAAUACUUCACUGGGCUUUGUUCAGGCCACACCGUCCAGGGUGCUGCCGUCACCCACUGUCAACACCCGGGAAGCACUGGAUGUGAUAAUGGACAUGUUCCAGGCUCCCACGUUCCAGGAGGACCCGUUCAGCAACACGUCGGUGUUCGGCGCUGCCGAGAAUGACUUUGAUCCCGGCCACGCGAGAACCGGUGGCGUCUCCUCCGUCACGAAGCCCACGGCCUCGGCGCCGUUCACCGUCUUCCAGGACGACACCGACAAAGAGAACGGCAGUGCUGCCGCUCCCUCUGCAGUCGAGAAGUCUAAACCAAUCAGAGCGCUGGCAGAAAUCGCCGUGUCCAGCAAACCCAACGACACUCCUGCAGACCUGAUGCCGGACGAGAGCACCAUGUGGGGCGCGCGCUACAACUCGCUCCACUCGCUGGCCGCCUGCCCCAACAGCACCACGGACUUCGCCAUGUUGGCUCAGUUUGUCUCCACUCCGUCAGCGCACAAGACGCCUUUCAACGGCAAGUUUUUCGAGGAGGACGAGGAAGACGAGAACAAUUGCGAUGGCAAAGAAAACGCUGAUGAAGAUGCUUUUACGAGACGCCAGCCGAAAAAACUGAGCCCAAUCAUGGAGACAAGUCCGUCUAACGAAACGGCCUUCAGUCAGCUGGCGCCCUCCUCCACAGGACUCGGCACCAUCGUGGGCGAAGGGCUCGCCGCCGCCCCACACUGCCUGACCACUUCCUCCUGCACCACCAUGGUGCAGCCCCCCCCUCCGGCCGUGCUGUCCUUCCGAGACCAGACCCUCUGUCCCCCCGACUCCACGGACUCCUCCCGCGUGUCCGUGGCCGCGGCCCCCGGCUGGGCGGUGUACGCCAGCCCCGAGCAGCCUCCCAAACAGCUCCCGGAGACUUCCAUCAGACCGAACAGCGACGCUUUUGCCAUCAUGGAAGAUUUGGACAAACCGUCCAGUCCAGAGCGGCUCCAGAAACAAGUCAGUGACGUCCCCAUGAGCCCCGAGUGCGCUCUCACAGCGGACUGGACGCUCCUCCGAAGCCCCGAGCGCACAGCGGAGCCGGACCUGGACGCCUUCCUGAGUCCCUGUCCGCCCGUCUUCCCGGACAUUCCCAUGAGUCCGCAGCAGCCGCAGCUCUGCGCUGACGUGCCCAUGAGCCCAGCGCAGCUCGGCACCGACGACGAACCCAUGAUGAGUCCGGAGAGGCUGAGGCCGAGCACCGACGCGUCCAUGAUCGCCAGGACGCCAGCGGCGGUCCGGCUGGUGUCGGACCCCUGGGCCGAUGAGGUCAUCUCUCGUCUGCUGUCAUCGCUGACCCAGCCGCUCACCUCGCACCCCUGCUGCACCACCUGGCAGUGCAACGUACCCAACAUCACCCCCAAGACCACCAUCAGCAUGGGAAAAGCGUCCCUGCGCGUCGACUGUGUCCUGGGAGAAGGGGCUUUUGCAACAGUCUACCAGGGUACCGACCUCCAGACCUCAGAGAAGGUGAUGCUGAAGGUUCAGAAGCCGGCCAAUCCCUGGGAGUUCUACAUCAACACGCAGCUGGACGCGCGCCUGCCGUGCACCGUGCGCCACCUUUACAGCAGCAUCCGCUCCGCUCACCUCUUCCAUAACGGCAGCGUGCUGCUCGGCGAGCUUCACAACUACGGCACCCUGCUGAACGCAGUGAACAUCUACAAAACCCUGAGUGACAAGGUGAUGCCUCAGCCUCUCGUCAUGUACUUCACUGUCUGCAUCCUGCACAUGGUGGAGAAGCUGCACGCCGCCCGCAUCAUCCACGCCGACGUCAAACCGGACAACUUCCUGCUGGGAGAGAGGUUCUUGGAGAACAAGGGUUUCGAGCCGGAGGACCUGGACCACGGCCUCGCCCUCGUCGACCUCGGGCAGAGCAUCGACAUGGAGCUUUUCCCAGAAGGCACUGCUUUCACCGCCAGGUGUUUGACGUCGGGCUUCCAGUGCACGGAGAUGCUCAGCGGGAAACCCUGGAACUAUCAGACGGAUUACUUUGGAAUCGCUGCGACGGUCCACUGCAUGCUGUUUGGGACGUACAUGCAGGUCAAGAAUGAAGGCGGCGUGUGGGUGACAAACGGUGUAUUCAGAAGGAACCCCCACAGCGACUUGUGGCAGGAGUUCUUCCACACGCUGCUCAACGUGCCGGACUGCAGCUCCCGGCCGAGCCUGGGGCUCCUGUGCUCCGGACUGGCGUCGACGCUGCGGCAGAACUACAGCAGCCGGCUGCCGGCGCUCAAGAACCGGCUGACGGUGCUGCUGCUGGAGCGCCACAAGACGGCGCGCAGAUGACACGCGUCUCCUCCGUCACUCGGGGUUAAUCUCAAGCUCUUAAAGCUGCGGUCAAAUGUCACCGGAGGAGGCCUCUCAGCAUCGCAAUUUGUACAAUUUGUUUUUUAUUUGAUUUUAUCUUGUUAGAUUUGUAAUUUUAUUGAAAAAUAAAAGUUGUGUGGAAG